Culex pipiens pallens (northern house mosquito) is the source of this 1034-nucleotide messenger RNA. RefSeq lists its product as uncharacterized. The transcript is spliced from 6 exons. Lineage: Eukaryota; Metazoa; Arthropoda; Insecta; Diptera; Culicidae. The record is from RefSeq and is a predicted model, not a curated record. The coding region runs from base 459 to 1010 and encodes 183 amino acids.
CCUCCAGCAAGCACCAGUUCCAUUUCAUUCCGUGGUGGUCGAGCACAGAGCUAUCGUCGGAGUGGGACUUCUCGGAAAGGUGUAACGAGUGCAACUAAAUUGUACCGACAAUUAUUGUGAUAACGAGACCAAGAAAAUAAUUAAACAUUACUAAAACAGAGAUAAGGAAAAAAAUUGUGCCGUGAAUCUUCGUGGAAUCUAAAUCCAACCAAAAUCCAAGUGAAUAAAAAAAAAACCUCCAGCACAAAAUCCCAUCGCAAUCACUCGCCAGAAAUCGUUACACAAGAAAUCAUACGCGUUUGAAAGUGCGUGAAAUCGAAAAAUAAGGUUCAAUUUCCCGGAAGAAAACAGAAGCAACAAAAAAAGAAGCACGUACGACCGGAAUCAAUCUUCAAAGCAAGUGCCAUCAUCCCCGGAGGGGAGCCAAGAAGACGCAGAUUUUCCACCCCGUCCUGAAAAUGCCACUUGGGAUGCUGCCGCCCGGAACUUGGUCGCCGGUAAAGGUGGUGAUGCUGGUGGUGCUGGUCCUGCUGGGGCCGGGCCUUCGACAAGUUCAUGCUCUUCGAUGCUUUUCCUGCAGCGUGACGGCCAGUUCCGGGGACAAGAACUGCAUCAGCGAUCCGUCCAGCGUCGAGGGCCAAAGUGUGGUCAACUGCAACCGGAAAUACUGCACCAUCCAGCGGCAGGAGCUGAUUGAUCCUCCCGGAAAGCUGAACACGUUUCUGCGAAGCUGCGAGGAGAGCCCACUGUACCUGAACGACGUGAUCGAUGACCCAACGUUCCGUACGUACUACCGGUCCUGCUCUUCGGACCUCUGUAAUUCCGGUGACGGAAUGGAAACGGCCGGUGGCCUGUCCGGCCUGGAUGCCGGCGCAUCGGAGAACCUGCUCGUGCCCGGACUGGCGGCCUCCUCCCAGCGGCGACCGCCACCGUAUUUCACCGGAAUGUCACUUGCCAUGUUGGCGGCAGUGGUCUCGUGGCGAACCUGUUUCGGAUUAAUUUUCCAAUAAAUUAUCAACACCUGACAGCACGAA